GCAGACGUCCUCACAUUCUGUUGAUAAAAUUUAUAUAUAUAUUUUUACGUUAGAGACGUUGUUGCGGAUGACUCAGUGAGGUAAGCUAUUGAAUAAUAGGCGAUCGGAAAGAUGACAAUCAGAAAUAUCAUUGAUCAUGGGCAGCGUUACCGACCACGGAUGGCCUGUUUGAAGAAGGUAGAGGCUGUUGUAAUAGAGAUGCAGGACCCGAAAAAUGGAGUGAAAUCCCAGACCCAAAGGCUGGUCAUCACCACUAUUCCACACGCCAUCACUGGAGAAGACAUUGUGGCAUGGAUCGCCGAUUGCUUCAAAGUGGCUUCUGCGGAGGCCCAGGGCAUUGGUACCAUGAUGGUGGCAUUUGGAUACAUCUAUCCCCUUCAGGACCACAAGAAGCUUAUUAUCAAACCUGAUACAAGUCUAUAUCGUUUCCAGACUCCAUACUUCUGGCCUGCACAGCAGUGGCCAGCUGAAGACACAGACUAUGCAAUCUACUUGGCCAAAAGAAACAUUCGCAAGAAGGGAAUGCUGGAAUUGUAUGAACAGGAGCACUAUAACUCCCUUCACAAAUGGAUGAACCACAAAUGGGAUUUCAUUGUGAUGCAGGCAAAGGAGCAGUACCGGGCGGGGAAAGAGAGAAAGAAGCCUGACCGUGUGGUGUUUGACUGCCAGGAGAGAGCCUACUGGGUGGUACAUAGACCUCCGCCAGGAACUAUCAGUGCCAUGGACUAUGGAAUCGACCGCCUAAUCGACCCCAAUGCUGAUGAGGUAACAGAGAAAAAAACACAUGACUACUAUAGAAGAAUCAUUAUUUACACUCAACAGUCCAUUAUGAGGUCAAGGGUCAAAUCAUCAGUGUCUGUUGGAGGCAUUGUAAAAUACAUGACCACAUACAAGAACCACGACCCUUUCCUUGCCCCAUGUCUUCCUAGCAACCCUUGGUUAACGGAUGAUGUCACCUACUGGGACCUUAAUAUGCCAAAUGUGGAAAUAGCCACCAAGAUGAGAGUGGAGCGCUGGACCUUCGGCUUUGGAGAGCUGCUCAGUGACCCCCGCGGACGUGCAGAUUUCCGACUCUUCCUGAAAAAGGAGUUCAGUGGAGAAAAUCUGGCCUUCUGGGAAACUUGCGAAGACUUGAAGUGGGGUGCUGCAGCAACUAUGAAGGAAAAAGCCCAGCAGAUUUACAAAACCUUUCUGGCCCCUGGAGCCCCACGCUGGAUCAACAUUGAUGGCAAGACCAUGGAAAUCACUGUGAAAGGCUUGGUGCACCCACAUCGCUACGUGCUGGAUGCUGCCCAGACACACAUUUACAUGCUCAUGAAAAAGGAUUCGUUUGGCCGGUACAUGAAGUCUCCUGUAUUCAAGGAAACACAGAGAAAGGCUAUUUGUCCUGAGGCUCAUAGAUUUAGCGAUGCGCAGCUGGAGCAGAACGCGCGGAGGCGCACAAGGAAGGCCAGUCUCAGCCCACUGGUGGUGCGGCAGCAGGAGCAGGAGGAGAAGGCCAGGCUGGCCGCCAGCGGGCCUGUGGACAUAACUCAGCUGUGUAAGUUCACUGCCCCUGUUCCACACCUGGCGGUGUACACAGGCAUCUGUGAGACCCAUCAGGCCAGGGAACUGCUGCCCCCCUCCCCAGGGUUCAUCACCCUGCCCAACAGCGCCGCCUGCCCCUCGCCCAUCAGCGUGGCCAUCGACAGCACCCCCGCCUCCGAGCGGAAGUUCGAGGGCCACGGGGCCUCCGCCUCGGCGCCCUUCCCCUCCAUCGCCGAGAGCGCCGAGGUGUCUGUGGAGUCCAGCUCCAGCGCGGCGGCCCGGGGGCCGGAGGAGCCACGGCCGCCCCUGCCCAGAUCCCGAAUGGCGCUGUCGCUCGGCCGCUUCCUGAGGAGGGGCUGCGGCAGCUCGUCCGUGUUUGCCAGCCUCUCGCCCAAGUGCCCCAACGCCGUGGGCAGCCGCGUCCAGCCCCUCGGACACGACCCCCACGCACAGCCCCAGCCCAAACGCAUCGCCAACUUUUUUCAGAUAAAAGUAGACAUCCCCCCUGAGUGCCGGAUCUACCCCAUUGACUCUGAGGAUGAGGAGGAGGAGUGUCCGAAUGUAGCCACAGGUGCCGUCAAAGAGAUUAUCUGUCCCUGGGAGACAGUCACCAAACAAGGCCAGGCAGGAUGAUCCCUUAAAUGGGCAGUAGGGGGCACUAGAGGAAAACGUAUGAUGUGAGUGGACAGCUUUGCUCAUUGUGCAUUUCUAUUUCAGCUCACACAAACUGUAAUGGCACCACAAAGAUUAUGGGUGUUGAAUAGAAUUAGUCCAAUUCUUUUGUUAUGUUUUAUACUAGUCUAACAGUAUUGCCUAAUCUGUGCCUGUUUUCUCUUUUAUAACUGAAAUAAAUCAUAACCACGCUGACGUAUUUUCCAGAAAACAUUUUCUGUCUCUUUUACCAUUAGUUGCCUGUUGAUUACUGGGAGUUUACAUGGAACAUUUAUGUAGUAAAAGUGUGACUUUAUACACUGAAUAGAAGUGUAUAAGGUUUCUUCCUGCUAGAUACAGUGGUAGCAUAAAUUAAGAUUUUGUAUAUGGCUUGUUUACUGUUUUUAUAUGGUUAUCUUAGACCCCUGCUGAGUAACUUUAAGAGUAAAGUGAUAUUUUUUAAUAAAUGUAUUUCAUAUGAGAUGAUACCUACAUGAAACAUUAAGUAUACUGUCAGAAUGUAAAACCUUUAAAAUGUUUACAGAUUAAAGAAUGUGAAAAUGUUAUUAUUAUUUAAACACUUAUACAUUCCUUAUAUUGGACUUGUGAAAGUGCCUCAAUAAACCAUUAAAAUGUGGUGUGUGAAACCUGCUCAAGCUAGAAUGGGUGAAGUGUCAUAUUCUAUUAUGCUUCUGGAAUAGUAAAAUAAUCACACUUCACACUUCAAUAAAUAAAUUAUUGACCAGUC
Molecule: messenger RNA, 2926 nt
Organism: Conger conger (European conger)
Lineage: Eukaryota; Metazoa; Chordata; Actinopteri; Anguilliformes; Congridae
Product: regulator of G-protein signaling 9-like
Exons: 19
Coding region: 112-2160 (682 amino acids)
Biological process (GO): G protein-coupled receptor signaling pathway; intracellular signal transduction; regulation of G protein-coupled receptor signaling pathway
Source: RefSeq, a predicted model, not a curated record